This is a messenger RNA of Lathyrus sativus (Indian pea), 1209 nucleotides long. NCBI's taxonomy places the organism in Eukaryota, Viridiplantae, Streptophyta, Magnoliopsida, Fabales, Fabaceae. The record is from the annotation of a GenBank genome assembly.
AUGGCGCCAAGUAGCGAAACCGAUGAUGGAAAUGAUAUCGUUUCAUCGGAUCCACUAACAACCACCACCAAGAGGCAGCGUUUGAACCCCUCCACCGGAACCCUAACUUCGCCGUCAUCAUCUUCCGAAGAUCCCGUUCACGCGACGCCACUUCCCACUCUUCCAUUCGAGAUUGUGGUAGAAAUUCUCUCUAGGCUUCCCGUGAAGUUCCUCAUGCAACUCCAAUCCGUCUGUAAGUCCUGGAAAUCUCUGAUCUCCGAUCCCGAAUUCGCCAAGAAGCACCUUCGCGUGUCAACAACGCGCCACCAUCUUCUCUUAACCUUCGCUAACCCCUCUCGCGAGUUCGUCGUCGCGACUUAUCCUCUCUCCUCCAUCUUCACCGAAGUCACCGCCACCGUCACGCGACUAGAGUACCCUCUGAACAAUCGAAACCGUUUUGCUCAAAUUGUUGACUCUUGCCACGGCAUCCUCUGUUUCGCACUCGAUCAACGUUUCGCUCUAUUGUGGAACCCUUCCAUCAAGAAAUUUACGAAAUUGCCCUCUUUGGAUAAUCCAAAACGAGAGGGGAGUUACACGAUAUAUGGGUUUGGCUAUACUCAUUUCAGUGACAGUUACAAAGUGGUUGCUGUUUCUUGCUAUGAAUCUGAUGGCAGUUACAAAACUCAAGUGAAGGUUCUUACAUUGGGUACCAAUGCUUGGAGAAGGAUUCAGGAUUUCCCUUCGGGUGUCCCUUUCGAUGACUCGGGAAAAUUCCUUAGUGGAACUGUUAAUUGGUUGGCAUCUAGAGAUUCUUAUUCUUCAUGGGUCAUUGUUUCUCUUGAUUUGGAGAACGAAUCUUACCGAGAAUUGUUGCAGCCUGAUUAUGGAGGGGUAACCGUGGUUACUUUAUCUUUAGGGGUAUUGAGGGAUUGCUUGUGCAUACUUUCUCAUACUGAUACUUUUUCAGAUAUUUGGCUUAUGAACGAGUAUGGAAAUAAAGAUUCUUGGACUAAAUUGUUCCGUGUUCCUUACACGGGAGAUGUUGGGGAUUGUCCUUAUACCAAGGCACUUUAUGUUUCUGAGGAUGAUAAGGUACUGCUGGAGGAUCAGCCUGGGUUGGUUGUUUACAAUGGGAGAGAUGGUACUUUUGAAACUCCUGAAAUUCAAGAUAUCAAUGGUUGGAUGGUUUCUGAAAUCUAUCAAGAGAGUUUGAUAUCACCUUGUAUCUAG